This is a messenger RNA of Varroa destructor (honeybee mite), 4709 nucleotides long. RefSeq lists its product as uncharacterized. Gene Ontology annotation, cellular component: cytoplasm; neuron projection; nucleus. Gene Ontology annotation, biological process: negative regulation of cytoplasmic translation. NCBI's taxonomy places the organism in Eukaryota, Metazoa, Arthropoda, Arachnida, Mesostigmata, Varroidae. The record is from RefSeq and is a predicted model, not a curated record. Gene Ontology annotation, molecular function: mRNA regulatory element binding translation repressor activity; translation factor activity, RNA binding; mRNA 3'-UTR binding.
CUGUCAUGCUGAUUAGCGCACGCGAGCCAGCUACGUACAAGCAUCGAUUGUGCAAUAGAAUACCACGUGUGGAAUCUGCUAAAACAAGAAGCAGAUCUGUUUUUUCUGUGCUACGUUGGCGCAGUUUGUACUCUGAAGAAGUUCCGAGUUAUCAUCGUUUAAACGUUUCUCGAACAGUGGAAUAAUCUCUGCGCGCCUGAAAGCGGCGUCCGAACGAGCAGCAUGCUUGAUCACGAUCAGUGGCCGUUAUCGGGCGACGCACCAAACCUAUCCGGUUUGGCAAAGUUUCAUCUGGCAUCGGGGAGUCAGCAGCAACCUGGCGAUUUCGAUCUUCCGCACUUGGUGCCGAGUACGUCACGCCGUAUUGGUCCGACAUCAACUCCAAUGUGGGAUAACUCUGUACAAGAUGAUCCUGAUGCUGACAUGUUGGAUACUCUAUCUGAUUUAUAUACGUCUGACUCUGUGGAAGCUUCAGAUUUUCGUGAACGAAAGGUCUCAAACCACCUGGCCACAGAAGACCCUGGGUCCAAAUUUGCUUCGUUGCCAUUUAAGUCCUUCACAUCGCUGUCGCACUGUGAAGACUACAAAGCAUGGGAGGCUCCUCCGAAUUCGCCUCGCUCCACAAUAACCCCAGAUGAUAAUUUUGAGUACCAGUCAGGUCUUUCGAAUUGUGCGCUUUCUCCCUUACGCGGAACCGGCUGCCAAUCAAAAGUUCCUGCGCAGUUUUCCCCGUAUGAGGUUAGUCAGCUUGUCGAUCGUUUCCUCGAACAACGCCAAAUUGAGAAAAAUCUUAGGCAGCAGGCCGAAAUAGACCGUCUUGCAAAAUCGCUGGCGAACCUAUUCAUCAUGAACCGUCAAAAAGCUCCGCAGCCAUCUUACGAAAUUUCACCUGGAUCGCUCGAUCUGGCGCUUUUGGAUCGUGUCUUAGAGCUGGGUUUGAUCAAUUACAAGUCGACGCCACAGAGUCUUGCUUUAUCGAGCCUAGCAUCCAUCCAUCUAAGGAAAGCUGUUCGAGGUGGUGCGUGCGAGUUUUUCUUCGGUAAUCGCCUGUCGCCAAACGAACGUGAUAUUAGAGAUCGGCCACGAGAGCAACCACGUAUCACUCCAAAUCCUGAGCUAACGGAGGCUGCUCUGGAACGGAUUGAUCGCGAGGCCAAGCUUCGCCGGAGUGCUGCCAAUCAGCGUGUAGCCACCCGCAGUUGGAGCGGAAACCUCAUUACUGAGAACCACGUUCUGCCUACGUACGCCAAUAAGGUGUUUGUGGGGGGUCUUCCGUACGAUGCAACGACUGAGUCGCUCGAAGAUUUGUUCCGAGGUAAUGGCGUGCUAAGUGUACAGUUCCCGCCACGAGGAAGGGGCCACGCUUAUCUAGUAUUUGAAGAUCACGCCCACGUGAAGUCUUUCCUUGAUGUCUGUCAGAAAGGGCCACCUGGCCAGUUCUUCCAUUACGUGCCAUCGCGACGCGGUAAAGGUCGACUGGCACAAAUCAUUCCUUGGGCUCUAGGAGACAGCGAAUGGAUUUACACACCCGAUAACAUUCAUGCAGACAGUACUUCGGAUGGAAAUGAAAGUCCGAAACAUCUCGAGUCCGGAGAAAGCAGCGCGCCGGUUUUAAGUCCCGGACGCUCCCGAACAGGCGGUAGCCGAAACGGACGCAACAUAUCCCGUAAUAACACGGUCUUCGUGGGCGCUCUUCACGGAGAAAUCACAGCCGAAGGGCUUCAGAGGAUUUUCUCUGAGCUUUUUGGAUCAGUGAUCUAUGUCGGUAUUGAUAGUGACAAAAAUCGUUACCCAAAUGGGUCUGCCCGAGUAACAUUUCGAUCAACAGCGUCUUUUCGCGAGGCUGUUUUGGCCGAAUUUGUGCAAGUUGUGACUCAGCGCUUCACCAAGACGAUUCAACUAGAUGCGUAUAUUGAGGAAGGCUCGUGCUGUAUCAGGGAUUGCGGUGCAUCGACACCUGUGUUCUGCCGACAUCCGUCAUGUUUUCAGUACUAUUGCCCUACUUGUUUUGAGGCACAUCGUCGCGUCGGGCCAAGCGGAAGCGUUGUCAUGCAGGGUCCCGAUUAUCAUGCGCCAGUAAUGCGUAACCGCAGCAACGCUCAGAGCGGAAACAGUCAUUCGGUUAGCCAAUAUCCUCUACACGGCAAUAACGGAUACCACUCGACACAUCAGGACCGACCCAAGGACCGCGGUCAUUUUAGUGAGCGAGCAGACCUGUAUAGCAACAGCAGCAUAAACAGUUGCACUCCACUUGCAAUCGACCAAAUGUCAUUUGCAAAGAAAGACUAAGCAAUAAUGGCUUUUCUUGAUUAUUGAUCAUACUGUGCUGGUUAUCGUAUGUAUUUGAGCGUUUGUUCUACGUGCGUCCACCACUUAGGCAAUGGUUAGACGUUAGGUUCGUUGUGUUAACUUGUUUUUCUUAGUUUGCAUUUUUCCCAGCUUUUUACUAUCAACCAGAACAAAUUGAGUUUUCAUUAAAAAUAUUUAUUUGCUACACAAGAGCUUGCUCUAUUUCCUACCCAGCUGGAGGUUAAGCGCUGGUCAGCGGGAAACAAGUCUUCGGCACGGAGCAAUGAAUCAAUAUAUGAACGACGUUUCACGUCGUUUUUUAAAUUUAUUUAGACAAGAAGUCGACUGGUUGAAAGGUAACAUGCUAUCUAUAUGGUAAUAUAAUGGUAACACUACGACAUAUUUGUAGCCUAUUUGAAGUGCAAAGUUCAAUCCUUGUAGUGGAAUAAACGAACAGAUUACUAAUUUAGCAUUCACCUCAUAUUGUCAGGCGGCGUUGUCCUUUAUUGAACCUUUGUUAUAAAAAUUAUCUUUCUCCUCCGGCACGAAACUAUUCUUGCCCGAUCACAAUAACUAUCACAGACUGAUGGAUAGUAUUCUACUAUUGCAACUAUGUGUAGAGAAGUCAGUACACAAACUAAAUCUACCCUAAGAUAAAAAAAAGAACUAACCAAAUGGCUAAAAAUAUGUAUUGAUUGGAAUGUUUUAGAGUAUGAUAUUUAAAAGUGUUUCAGUAAAUGUGAUGUACGGAAGAAGUUUACCCGUUGUUUGUGACAUGUUUCAUAUAUCAAUAGCGUAUCUUGUAAGUAAAAUUCUUUGUCCUUGUAAUACGGCACAGAGAUAGGACACCACUGUAACCCUACGGAGAUGGAAAAUGUCUUUGCUAGUAAAGGAGUCCUUUGAAUAGUGGAAAUUUCGCAUUAAGCUUGACUAAAGAAGUAGUAAAUACUAAUGUCUCUAUAAUUCAUAUAACGUAAAACUUGAAUGCUUUCGAAUUAUGGAUAUCGAUUUUUAAGCGAAACCAGUAUAUCAGCAAUAAGGAACGAGAUCAUUUUGCAGCGCUGAGCUUCUUUUAAACACAAUUAAGGCCCUAGAGUCCGAAUUAAUUGAGUGUUAAAUGUAGUUGGCCUACAUAUUUAAGGACACAAGGAUGUCAUCCGAUAGUUUUCAAUAUGUUACGUACAGAAUGGGUAAAGCACUCGAAGUGAGUCGGUGUAGUGGUGGAAAACUUGCUUCUAAUUUACGAAUCAUAAUAGUUAAUUUCCUAGACACAGAAAGAGGCAUUUUCACUGAUUUUGCUUCGAAUAGACUCCUGCGCAACAUUAUAUUUAACACCCGAUAUUGACUGUGAUACAUAGGAUAAUGAAAAAUUACCAUAUUUUAAGAAUAGAUAAUUAUGAAAACUAAUUCUUGUACGCAUGUUUAUCGCGUCCGCCAAAUUUACCGAAACAUAAAGAACCUUUAACUAUUGCUUUAAAUUAUUAAAAUUUAAAAACUUUAAACUGUUAAAAAAAAAGUUGAAUAAUUUAGUAACGAGAAUAACGUACACUAAACAAAAUAUGAAUUUAAUGUAUUUAAAACAUUGCUCCCUUAAAGUAGCUUUUCUUAUUUUUCACUUCCGCUUCCGUGUGCCCCUGUCCAUCCCCCUGCAUUAUAGACUACGCGUUAUUACGUGUGAUCUCUUCGUAAUGCAUUAACUUUGUAACUAUCUAUAUUUUGAUUUAUACUUUUUGCAACGUUUGCAGAGAAAGGGCAGUACAAAGUUGCAAAAAAUGAGCGUAUUUAUUCGAGGCACUCAAAAAUCAGAGGAACAAUUUCUGAUGCAACAGUGUCAGAGCACUUAAUCACUUUACGGUGCAAUAAUGUGGGUGCGAAAUUUGGUGCAUGGAUUACCAGUUCGCUAUGUUACGUAAUUCUUCUAGUACAUCGACAUUGUUGACAUUCUGACAAAGUUAUUUCCUGGAGCCAUACACAACUUAGAACUCAAAGCCUACUUCCGCGAAUAUAGGUAGCACCUCGUAGCAGCUAAAUGUACAAGUGAGCAAUGUUCAAGAUAUUGCAACAACGUGUGAGUAGUCCAUGUGCGUAGCAGAUAUACCACCUUAGAUAUGUUUUUUCCGAGUAUUUAGUUUAAUACUAUACUUUACUUAUUUCAAUAAAAUUAGAUUAUGUAGAUCAUCAUUAUCAAUAUGUUUACCGGUACACGGUGGACAGACAUAUGUAUGGUAUUAAUGAAGACGACUUAACUGAGAUAGACGUUUAUAUAUUUAUUUGUAAUCAAAUAUUGAUGACAUUCGCAUAAUUUGAAAUGUACUGCCUUACACGUUUAAGCUAUUUCUUUUAUUUUUCCUUGAACUGAGUGAUGCACUUCUCGGGUUGCUUACCACAGACUAUUUCCAGAUUUUUUUCCAGCAGUAUAA